Messenger RNA from Menidia menidia (Atlantic silverside), 1764 nucleotides. The record is from the annotation of a GenBank genome assembly. NCBI's taxonomy places the organism in Eukaryota, Metazoa, Chordata, Actinopteri, Atheriniformes, Atherinopsidae.
CUGAAAGGCGUUGUGAUGGCUGACCUCAGCUCCUCCGGCGUGCUGCUGCUCCUCUGGACGGCCAUAAUGGUGCCUCGGGCCUCCCCCCAGCCUCCUCCGCCCCUCUCGCUGCCGGUCCAGCUGUCGGUGGUCUCCCCCCCCUGGCAGCUCCUGGCGCUGUCCCAGGGGGAGCCGGGCCCUCUUUUCUACAACUCAAGCCCCUUCUCCGUGUCCCAGAGUGUUUUCCUGCUGCCCCCCCCUGGCCUCUCCGCGGCCCCCGGCCUCAAGGCCUCGUUCGGGCCCUACUCUGUCACACAGCUCGUACCGGAGCCUUUCCGACCGGCCUCCCCCGCGGUGCGCGCGUCCCUCCUCUCUGAAAACGUGGAGAGGGAGAUGGACGAGGGGGGGCGGGAGGUGUUCAGAGUAAGGGCUCUGUUCCGGCUCCCAGGGGACGCCGGUGCCCGGGGAACCUGCGUCCUGCUGCACGCCUUCAGAGAGACGGAGCAGCGCCGGGCCUCCUGCGUCACGCAGCCUCUGGGCCUGUGCGUGGUGACCCUGACGCUCCCCGGUGAAUGGUUCCAGGCUCAGGAUCAGCGUCCCGUUCCGGACGCCUGGCAGAAAAAGGCCCUCCGCGGCCGCAGGGCGCAAAGCCGUCGCCACGGCAACCACGUCCACCCCCUGCGUGCCCGCGCCCCCCCGCCCAGGUCCAGGCCGGUUUCAGAGGCCGACUCUCAUCCAGAUCGUCCUGCAGCCUUCAGACACCAACGAGGCCCAGAGCCCAACAAAAUACAGCUUUACUACUCGUCCUUCAGCCCAGAGGCCGAUCUCCAGCUGACCCAAACAAGAUGCGAGGAGGAGAGCGUGGCUCAGUCCCAGAGGCAGAUGUACCACAUCAGGGCGGUGACGCUUCCGGAGCAGACGGAGGUCAAAGGCCGUCCUCAGGAGGGGAGCGAGGGUAUCGAGGGCUGCCUGGGCGGGCAGCAGGCGGAAGAGCUCAGCGUGGACUCUCACGUCACCGUCCGCUAUCACCGAGGCCCGGUCCUGAUCGGACAGCCGGUCCGAAUGUCCGUCAGCCUGAGGGGCAACUUCAGUGCCGAUUUUGUGGUCAUCAGGAUGAAGGUGAAGAAGGGGCUGGUGUCCAUGACGGCUCAACGGACUCUGACCUCUGACCAGUGGACGGUGAGCCUGGAGAGAAGCCAAAGCGCCAAGCACGACGUGAUGACCAUCGUCUGCCACAAGCCGCCGACUCACCAGCCCCCCCUCCAGCAGCAGGUGGUCUGCCUGUCCGUGGACGGGCUGAGGAGGAGCUUCGGAGUGGCCAUGACUGUGGCGGCCACCUGGUGGGUGGAGUACUCCGGCCAGAGCCGGCUCACGGGCACGGCAGCCAGCGCCUUCUCUUUCUCUGACCGGCCCAUCGUCGGCAUCGUCCCCGUCACAGAGAGUGAUCAAAUCCUCAACACGGCCAUCCUGACCAGCCGGCCGGUGUCCCUGCCUGUGGCCGUGCUGGCCGUCGGCCACGACCAGAAGGUGUCGGACGUCACCUCUGCGGUCACCUGCCGAUCGGCCAACGAGAACACGGUCAAGGUCUCCAGUGACUGCUCCGCUGUCUUUGUUGACGGCAGCGAAUCGGGCCUGGGCAACACGUGCGCAGAGGUGCACUUUGAACUGGGCGUGCUCAGUGGCUCCGUGUGUCUGGAGGUGUGGGCUCCCUCGGUGCCCCUGCAGGUGCUGCUGACAGACCCCGUGCUCAACGCCAUCGAUGGCUGGAACCUCUUUACGGAAGAA